AUGGAUGAAACUCAGAGGACCAUCCAUUGCUGUGCGCACCUCAUCGACAUCAAACGCCAGACAGACUGGUAAUGUCAUGUCUGAAUUAACUCACUGCAAUCGUUUUAAGAUCCGCUGAAAUUAAUUUCAUGAGAUAAUUAUUGAUUUCAACAUGAACUCAUAGCCAGUGCUCUGUUAGUGCCAUAGAAAUUUUCCUAGGAAAUGCUACUGUAAUUCAUCAUGUAUGCUUAUAGUUACUAGUUCCUUCUUCAAGCAUUGCUCUCUAAUGUGUCAACUGGGUUCGUUCUUCAUCUUGGUGUCUUCGUUUGGUGUCCUAUAAAUCUAUUUGACUGAAGGCAUCUGAAUGUGGCUGCAGGCUUCGGGUCCAAUGUAUCGAGUCGCUCAGCAGGUUCAACUUCACUGUCUCCGGUCUCAACAAUUAUCACUUGUGCACCUUCAGUGAAGGCAUUCUCUCUGGCCGAGCUUGAGAGUGCAACAGACAAGUUCAGCUCUGAGAGAUUACUGGGUGAAGGUGGAUUUGGUCGGGUUUACAAUGGGGCCCUCGUUAAUGGGUUCGAAGUCGCUAUUAAGUUGCUCUCAAGAGAGCACAGGAGUGGCGACCGUGAGUUCAUCUCUGAAGUAGGGAUGCUUUGCCAACUUAAUCAUCGGAACCUUGUCAAGUUGAUCGGCAUCUGCAUUGAUGGUCGCACCCGUUGCCUGGUCUAUGAGUUUAUCCAAAACGGAAGUGUUGAAUCCCAUUUGCACGGUAUGUUUUUCAACCAUCUCAGUCAAUGAUAGUUGGAUCCAGCAGAUCCAUAGCUAUGAUCCAUAGCCUCCUGAUGAAGUCCUGUCACUGAAAGAGUUGAUCAGUCUUCAGAUUGACGGGAUCAGAUUCUUCUUCCAGGAUAUUCAUUUGUCUGAUUAUAUGAUCAAGAUAGGAGAGAAAACCUACAAACCUUGAGGAAAAACGGGAGUGAUUCAUCUACUAAUUUCUGCACAUCUGUGGUUUUGUUCUUGUUACUGACAGUCACAGCAAAAAUUACUGACUGGUACAAGAUAGCCGCCUGAUGAAGUCCUCUUACUGAAAUCUGUCUUCAAACCUUGGGAUCAAUUUUUUCUUCCGGGAUCUUCUGUUUUCUGAUUACAUUAAGAACUGGGAGAAAACUUAGAAAUGUUGAAAAAUAACGAGGGAUGAAUUCAUCUGCUGACUUUUCUGUACCUUUUUUCUUUUUAUGACUGUCUCUCAGAGUAAGUUCACCUUAUAGAGCCCUCAUACUGAAAUAGUCAGUCGGUCUUCAAACCUUUGGAUGAAUUUCUUCUCCAGGGAUCUUCAGUUGUCUUCAGUUGUCUUUUUAUAAAUGUUUAAGGAGCGUGGGGAUUCAUCCACUCACUCGCUCACAUCUUUUCAUUCUGUUCUUGCUACUGACAGUCACUAGUAAGCCUCCUGAUGCAGCCCUAUCACUUUUCAAACCUUGGUAUCAAUUUCUUCUUCAGGGAUCAAUUUCUGCACCAGUUGAUCUUGUUUAUAUACAUAUUUAAUUCAGUUAGGGUUCCAUUGCAGGUGCUGAUAGGACGCGUGGUCCCCUUGAAUGGAAUACCCGGCUGAAGAUAGCCCUUGGUGCCGCAAGAGGGCUGGCAUAUCUGCAUGAAGAUUCGAAUCCCUGCGUCGUUCACUGUGAUUUCAAGGCCAGCAACGUUCUGCUGGAAGAUGAUUUCACGCCAAAGGUGUCUGAUUUUGGACUGGCAAGGGACGCAUCUGAAGGAACUCAACAUAUCUCAUCACGAUUCAUGGGCACUUUUGGGUAUAUUCGUCAUCCCUGCAUGCUAUCAUCCUUGCGAUCUCCCCUCCCCCCCCUUCAAAUUCUCCAGUAAUUGUCAUUAUUCUGCUGUUAUUGAGUAGACUAGGCGGGCAAUCCUAUAUUGAUUUGAUAUCAUGUGAAUAACCAAGAUAAUGUAAUGAGAAGUGGAUCAUCACCUUGCAGGUAUGUUGCUCCAGAGUACGCCAUGACCGGGCAUCUGCUGGUCAAGAGCGACGUCUAUAGCUUUGGGGUCGUCCUACUGGAGCUCCUUUCCGGCAGGAUGUCGGUGGACAAUCGCCAGCCCCAGGGGCAGGAGAACCUCGUCAGCUGGGCCCGCCCACUUCUCACUAGCCGACGCGGCCUGGAGCGGCUGGUCGACCCAUCUCUCGCCGGAGACUACGACUUCGACGACAUGGCCAGGGUGGCGGCCAUAGCUUCGCUGUGCGUCCACCCGGAGGUGUUGCAGAGGCCAUUCAUGGGCGAGGUCGUCCAGGCGCUCAAGCUCGUAUCCAGCGACCCCGCCGAGAUCUGCGACGUCAAUGGGGAGCCCGGCGCCGGCGGCAGCUGGUGGGACGCUGGCACGCCGCGCCGGUCCUACGGCGGCUUGACCUCUUCCUUCACUUCCAUAGAGCGUAGCUCCGGCCCGGCGGAGGACAUGGCGCGGCGGGGGGAGUCGCCAGCGCGGGAGAACAGAUCGGCCCCGCUGCGGACCGGCCGGCGCAGGUCGGGGCUGUCUGGACUGAGGGGGAUCUGGAGCGAGAACGAGGUUCUCUUCCGGCGUUUCGGGGGCUGGUGGCGGGGCUGA
Messenger RNA from Spirodela intermedia, 2583 nucleotides. Lineage: Eukaryota; Viridiplantae; Streptophyta; Magnoliopsida; Alismatales; Araceae. The record is from the annotation of a GenBank genome assembly.